This is a messenger RNA of Lycium ferocissimum, 1561 nucleotides long. Its product is annotated as protein NUCLEAR FUSION DEFECTIVE 6, mitochondrial-like. The record is from RefSeq and is a predicted model, not a curated record. The transcript has 3 exons. Gene Ontology annotation, cellular component: mitochondrion. The coding region runs from base 116 to 415 and encodes 99 amino acids. Lineage: Eukaryota; Viridiplantae; Streptophyta; Magnoliopsida; Solanales; Solanaceae.
UAUUUUACUUGUCCACAACAAAUGUUUUCUUGAUUUUUUAGUCUAAGUAAAUUUUAUUUCCCAAAUAUAACAACCUCAAAAACCCCCCAACAAAGCCCUUUUUACCUCAACAAACAUGGCCACUAUCACCGCCAGGUCUCUCCUCCGUUCUGCCACUACUUCCGGCCGUACAGCCUCCGGCAGACUCGCCAACAGCACCAAGCCAAAGGCCUCUUCAUCUCCCUUUCGUAUCCCUUCACAGAAACCACUCACUGCUCGCAUUUUCAGAUCUCCUGUUGAAAUGAGUUGUAUAAGAGUGGAAACGAUGUUUCCAUAUCACACUGCUACUGCCUCUGCAUUGCUGAAUUCGAUGUUAUCUGCCACUCCUCGAAGCUAUGGUUGGAAUCUUGAAGAGAUCCUGGGGGUACAAUGUUAGUUCUGAUGCAGCAAAUAUAAUUAGGAGAAGCUCCAGGAUGAGAAUGAAAAACAUACGACUUGGUGACUACAUUGUGGAUAAAGGCUAAUAGCAGUUUUGUGGUUUGCACGUGAGAAGUGAACAUUAGCAGUUAUAAAAAAGAGCACUCACGUACUCAGUUAGGCAUCAUGGAAGUUGUGGACUCUCUAAUUUUUUAUUUUUUUUUGACAAGGGGACUCUCUACUUGUUCUCAUCUCCUUUCUGCACUUUUCUAUUCCUCUCAUUUCUUCUUCUUGUUUGUCUAUGUUAACUUCCUAUUAAUUGCAUUCUAGUUGUUUCAUUCUAAGUUGAGCGGACUCUUCACUUUCAAUGCGCACCCAUGUCGGAUUCUCCAAAAAUACAUUACUUUUGGAGAAUCUGACACGCACCCGUUGACAUUUUUUAAGAGUCCGAGCAACAUAGGUUUCAUUGAACAAUCUCAAGUUGUAAUCUUUCUUUAUUGUUUAAUUUACAUACUCAGUUAGUUAGUAAUUCGAUAUCGUGUGUUUGAAUCGUAGCAACUACUACAUGAAUGAUUUAUCAAUGUAUUUAGAUAGUUUUUGAGUAAGUAUCAAUGUAUACAGAUAGAUACUUGACUUUGGUCGACGUAAUUUAAUUCACCAAUAUAUUGUGUACACAACUAAUCAUUCAUCCAAGUACAUAAAUGAAGUUCUUUAUAAAUACGAGUAUGUGACUAUGAAGGUCAAAAUUUGCUAAUACUGUACCUAGCAAAACUUGUUAGCAUGAUAUUUGACAUUAGAUUAAUGUGUUUCCAAUGGAAUUAAUCAUGUUCAUAUGGUUGUUUCUGGGGCAGGAUGCAUUUUAUUUAUCAAUAUUAAGAAUAGUGUGACCUUUGUCUAUUAUAAGACCUUUGUCAGACUUGUUAGUUUUGUUGCCUUUUCUGUUAUGUCCUUCUAGUCUACAACGUAAACUCCUAUAGUUGAAAUCCUUCCAAUAAAACUCUCAGUCAGAACUCUUUAAAUGCUUAUAGGUUCAGUUUACAGAAAGAGUGAUAUGUUCUUAUCCAAGAUAUCAAUAUAUAUUGACAUGUCGUUGAGCCUUGAAAUACGCAAUUGAUGUAUUUGUUAUGCCUGUCUGAAUGUAGAUUAAUGUAGAAAUACGUGUUUC